CCCGUGCAGAGAACAUCAAACAGGACUGAAAAUGGCUUUGAAGAAACGAAGCACGAAGUCGCAAGGAGAACAACUUUAUAUGCUCGAGGUAAUGAUCGAUAAGAUAACUUUGAAUCCUGAACAAACAUCGGACAUUAAUAUCGAGGAUUUGAUCAUUUGCGUGAGAUUCAGUGAUCUACCAGAAUGCGAGAUAAGUGUUCCUAUCAAGGAGAUCGAGCCUAAGAAAGUCGCUGAAGAUGGUAAUUCCGAUGAUUUUGGGUAUGGGAAAACGUGUUUGUUUAGUAAAACACCCAGCUGCCUUAUCAGAGCUAUGAGAUGGUCACCUUUGUGCUUGGAAGUGUAUCACAAAGGGACCUCUUCCACGAAGGAAGAUCGUGUUCUUCUAGGUACAGUGAAGAUAUCCUUGCCUGCCUGUAUGUGCAAUUACGUGGCGAAAGUUCCAAAAGAAAACAAAGCGUCGUCCACACCGUGCGAACAGAAAGAUACGUUUGACCUAAUUGAUCCUGGUAGCAAAGUGUUUGGUAGCGUAUCUGUGGUUCUCCGAUUGUCCUGUUUCGGUAGCUCUAUCGUUAAACAGUUCUCGUUAAACGAAAAGUCUUUUGUCCUGGAGGAUUCGCCGCUGCAGAAAUUUCUGUGUCCUUAUCUUUCACCUGAAGAUAAAAACAACGAGAAAGAUCCGAAGAAUGAAGAUGAUAAACCUUUGCUGAAGAGACCAGAAUCUCCGCCACGAGUCACAAUGAAAGAUCCUGUCUUUAAAACUUUGACCUCAGCGGAAAAAUUAAACGAUCCUGAGUAUAGAGAGUCAAUUUACAGAGCGUAUCCAAACGAACCAACUUGCUCCUGUCUACCACCGAAUCGGUCGACGCAUCCUAUGAAAUGUCGUUCAGGUUGCACUCGUCCUUGCUGUAUGAGGCUAAGGAAUCCCAAUAUACUGACCACGCAAAAAGGCAAACGUGUUAAUAACACAUUGGCUAAAACUUAUUGUGUCAGAGAUCACUUGCCUAUACCGGAAGAAGAUAGAACAUGUGAUAACCCGACUAGAUUGAGAGGUGGUGGCGACCUUGAACAGCUGUACAUAGGUCCUACUAGCAUGAAAUGGACCGACAAUGAAACAGAUUACACCUGGUACGAUGAGAAAUAUAAUACUGAACCCCGACUGGAAGGGGGAGGAGAAAUCAACAUGUCCAGCUGCACUUGUUCCGGUGGCACGGUGCCAGUUCCGCUUAGAUCAUCGUCGUCCAAGGGCAGAGACAUGGUAACCACUUUUGAUGCUUGCAAGCCUCGUAUAACACCGACUGGACCGAAGCCCACUUGCAUUUGCCCAGGAAAGGAAACACCAACUUGGCCUAGGGGUGCUGCUCGAUGCAUGAAGAAACCGUGUAUGGGGAUAGAUUGUUUGAUACGAGCUUUCGAGGAUGCUCAGGAAUUCGUCAAUUCGAUUGGAAAGGUGCCAGGUCUGCCUGGACUUGGUCUAAUGGAUCCAUCGGAGAGCCCUUACUUUGGCCGGGACAUUGACAAGGACUAUGUUACUCAAGAACAGUCGCAGGAACCUCAGAAAAAGAAGGCGCAAUCUGGGACUCCGCAAAAAGCAGAAGCUUCAACUCCAAGAUGCACUGGUCCCUGCAGUUUGCCAGUAACCAAACCACCCGAUGAUAUUCGUACUCGAAUGCCUGCGCCCUAUACACCUGCCACUACCGUAGGGUUACAGAUACCUCCACGCUUGGGAAUUGUACGGGAAGCGAUACCUGUUUUACCUGAGGCCGGUUCAACGGCCGGAAGCGUAAAACAGAGAAAGGCGCACGAGAAGAGGGAUGAAAAGGGAGACAAGCACAAGGAGCUCGAUCCUAAAUUACCUGCGCCGAUAGACGUGGAAGUGGGACCUUGCGGUGAACCUAGGUGCAAAUCUAGGAGGAAGAAGCCUGGGGAUACAGCGAGCGUAAGCCAAAGUGCUAUUUCCAUCUCCACGAAAGCUCGAGCCGGUGCGAAGAAGAAACCCAAGUCGCGUCGCAAGGGAAAGGCGGCUAAAGGAAAAGGAAAGAAAGGUCGUCGUGGAGAUCAAUCUGGGAGUCCAUCUGGAAGUCCAUCUGGCAGUCCACAAACCAGUCCAUCCGGCAAACACCAGAAAAUUGGAAACAUUCCUCGUGGGAAGACUGACUACAGAGAAGUCGAAAAGGGUAUGUACAACCGCCCCAAAGAAAUUUCUCCAGGACCCGGUGGUGAUCUCAACCCUAUUUCGCACCCCGAAAUCACCGUCAGCAGACGAGUAAUGCGAUACGUUUACUUCGUCGGCGAUUACUACCCCGGAAUAGUGUACGGUCAUAAGAACUGUAUCGACGUACCUAUGAGGGUGCCAGCAAACAUGGGUUGGUUAUGGAACAGCAUGGCCACGGCAGGAAAAUUGAAGCCACGUAUCGGUUGGAAACCUGGAGCCAUUGGUCGUUAUCUAUACGAAAUGCUGCAAGAAGCAAAAGAGAAUACAUUAGCUUCUGACGAUUCCAUUACGAGCUUAACAAGAACCAGGGGAAAAACCGAUCGUGGAAAAGGGGGCGCUGAUCGUGGAAGAGGAGGAGCAGAUCGCGGUAGAACGAGAAUGAUACGCGGAAAACCGGAACGCGAUAGAAGUAGAACUGAUCGAGGAAGAACGCGAGAUGCGACUGAUCGUACCAGAUCAGCACCAUCAAGGGGGGGAAAGGGCUCGCCCAGAAGACGAGAUGAUAAAACCAGAGGUUUCCAAACGAUGGAGCAAAUGAACAUGGAGGACGAGGAAGAGGAUAUGGAAUCUCCGCCAACUUUACACAUUCAUAGGAAAGAUGGUACUUACUACGUGACAAUGUAUCCCAUCAGACAAGAAUCACCCGGUGAGGCACGUCUAACCGAACCCAUGAAACCGCUUCAAUUCAAAAUUGUCAAGAACAAAGACGAUGCUUCGGUUGCGUCUAGUUCAACAGCGUCUGACAUGGAAAUUGAAUUUUCGCCUCCUGCCGCUGUCAGUAGGUACCGCAAAAAGCCAGAUGUCGUUCAUGUCGAUACGCAGGUUCGUCAGCAAGAAAUUCUGGAUGCGAUUAAAGCGCAACUUACUAAAAAGAAGGAUAAAAGAAAACAGAAUGUUACAGAUACGCCUAGAACUGACUCUGGUAAGAAAGGAGAUAAGAAACAGCAAGAAAUGGAUUCUAAAUCGGCAAAAGAUAAAAAGAAAGACUCGGCAAAGAAGGAAAGAAAAGCUAAGAAAUAAAAAUGGCGAUUCGAGGUUGUUAAAUUACUACUUUGAAUA
Osmia lignaria (orchard mason bee) is the source of this 3271-nucleotide messenger RNA. RefSeq lists its product as uncharacterized. The record is from RefSeq and is a predicted model, not a curated record. NCBI's taxonomy places the organism in Eukaryota, Metazoa, Arthropoda, Insecta, Hymenoptera, Megachilidae.